Athalia rosae (coleseed sawfly) is the source of this 2389-nucleotide messenger RNA. RefSeq names its product phospholipase A1 member A-like. The transcript has 6 exons. The record is from RefSeq and is a predicted model, not a curated record. NCBI's taxonomy places the organism in Eukaryota, Metazoa, Arthropoda, Insecta, Hymenoptera, Athaliidae. Bases 1033 to 2169 code for a protein of 378 amino acids. Gene Ontology annotation, molecular function: lipase activity.
UAGUCAACUGACCAUCGGAUCACCCGCUAAGGAUUAGCAAUCCUCGACGUACACUUAUAAUACACUUGCAUUAUAUACAUUAGGGAUUAGCUUUAUAUUUAUUCUACAAAUAUAAGAUCAGAUAUGGUUUUCCGACUUUGCUGUUCGUAUCGUAACACGGUGCGCAAUACGUCCCGGUCAAAAUACUAUACUCAAUUUUCAAAUAUGUCAGCUCUCAUUUUAAACGACAGAUUGUAACUAGACAGGACUGUAUUAUUAUUGGAAAGAAUAAUUUAAGACGUUACCGUUGUUGUCCAGAUCGAAUAGAAAUUAUAAUUUGUAAAUCAAAUAAAAAAUUCUGAACGUGGGAGUUGGAAAAUUUAAAAAAAAAGCAAAGCAAUCUUCAAAGUGAGUCCGAUUGUAGUAGGCAGUAGAUUAUUAAAGCAACAUAUAUUUGAAUGUUGAGAAGUGGUAAUCGAUUGUAAAUCAAACCGGUCACUUUUUCCAAAAUAUUUUUUGAACUUUAUGAAACUUUUACGACGUCUUGAAGGGUCUCAAAAACCAUGCUCACAAUCAGACCGCUUAUUAACGCCAAAGGUUAAAAUUUCCAAAUGCUGCGAUUUAUGGUUAUCGACAAACAAACGAAUAAAUCUUCUCUCUUCAUAAUACCAGUAUAGAAAUAUAGAUAACACCGUGUUUCCUGAGUAAAUCCAAUUUAUCCCAUUUUUUUUUCUGUAAAUCCUUCCGAAUUCCUACGAUUAGAACGUUGAGGUGUUAUUCUUUCAUAUUCCCAUCCCGUGCACCUUUUGUGAUCAGCCCAGGAUGUACAUACGUGAUCCAAAAUUAGUUGAAUAUACAACUUAGCGCCCAACUUUUUAACAUACGAUUCAGCCGAGAAAUAGCGAACAACUACAAUAUAAGUAUGUCGAUGAUACGUAACGGUAGUUCAAUUCAAAAAGACGGAAGAGGUAAAACCAUCUUUGAUCUGUUUGGGAUAAACUGUACAGCAGCUGCUGUCUGCGUUUUUAUUUUUUCAAUAUAGUUAACAUAACAAUGCGAGGAUAUGAACAAGAUAAAUAUUUGAUUGAUAGUCCAGGUGUUCUCCAAUUCACAGCAAAUAUGUAUAAAAAAUACCGUGUUCAUUACGCUAUAUUCACAUAUAGUAUAGAUAUGGUUCGCGGUAGUUUAUGCGACACAUUUGCAAUAUGCAUAACUGUUUUUUGUAUCAUGCCGCUAAUCAAUGCGGAAAUUACUCUCGACCCGGAAAAAAUCACGGUUUUUAUGUUAUCUGGAACCUGUGCUGACAGAAAAAUCCCAGGCACCAACCUCCAAGAUGUAUCUUCAUGUCUGGACCCUACGCUGAAAACUGUAAUAAUUAUCCAUGGAUUUCUAGAAAGUUGUACGGAGGAAGCUGUGUACAUAACGAUUAUAAAUAAGGCGUAUCAAGGAUUAGGAAUUUACAAUGUGAUUUGCAUCGAUUGGAGUCCGUAUUGCACUUCUUUUCUUGGCUAUCCGACCGCCGUUGCGUACUCAAAACUAGUGGCAGACUUACUGGUUGUUUUGGUCGCGCAUCUAGAUGCACGGGGAAUAGAUCGGACACAACUCGACUUUGUUGGAUUUUCCAUGGGAGCGCAGGUCGCAGGGAUGGUGGGCAAUUGUAUCACGAAUCCACCACUCUAUAGAAUUAUAGGACUUGAUCCUGCAUCGCCUGGAUACACACCUCAAAUCUCUGACGUCGGUCAUAUGACACCCAACUCUGCAACGAUCGUAGUCGGGGUGUACACGGAUAGGGGAUUUUUCGGUGUUUUCGAACCCUGUGGUAGCCACAAUUUUUUUCCAAACGGCGGAACUCGAAUUCAACCCAAUUGCUCGGACGGGCUAACGCUCGACAUAUUGACGGCGGUGACAGAAUUACCGAAUUCUUUUUCGUCGGUUUGGUGUUCCCACGUGCAAGCGACGGUGUACUUUGUUCAGGCGAUCACGUGUCCAGGCUCCAAUCUUGCCGUUCAGUGCGAUAGCAAUCUAGAUUUUUUGGCCGGAAACUGCCAGGGAAAUUUGAUAGUCGAUCUCAACGCGUGUAUAGGAUCAAAUGUACCACCUGCAGGAUCUUAUUAUUACCGGACUGAUCCAAAAAAAAACGGAAUCGGCAUUUCAGGAACCAACCCACCGCCAUUGAUUUCAGUAUUAUAGAUAUAUUGAUUUCAACGUUGAUUUAUUGAUAAAACUCGUAAUCAUCAGUUUACACAUCAUACCGUCCAUUGGUCGGUGUCAGUCACAUAUAAUAAGCAAGCAUAGUUUUAUAUUUAUAACAUUAUACUAGAAAAACCUUGUGUCGAAGUUAGAGAACUCUUCGUGGGAAUAUCCUCUCGUCGAUCGGGUCACAAGCCAUUAAAGGAUUGGGAUAACAUAA